Molecule: messenger RNA, 2183 nt
Organism: Lonchura striata (white-rumped munia)
Lineage: Eukaryota; Metazoa; Chordata; Aves; Passeriformes; Estrildidae
Gene: PGAP4
Product: post-GPI attachment to proteins GalNAc transferase 4
Biological process (GO): GPI anchor biosynthetic process
Cellular component (GO): Golgi membrane
Molecular function (GO): glycosyltransferase activity
Source: RefSeq, a predicted model, not a curated record
UCCUUUCUAGGCUUGGACAACCUGUGCAGGUUUGGCAGCAAUGGCCCCAGUGGUAUUCUGCAGGGAGAAGGAUGCCUUGGAAGUGAAGGAUUGAGGGCAUGAGCAGUGCAGGAGUGCCCUCUUUCUGCAGCAGUUAUGUUGCACCGAGCCCGGCACCUCUGUGGGAAGUGGUGCCGUUGGUCCAGCCCUUUCAUCCAUCUCCUCACUCUGACUGUGGUGACUUUUGGUGUGCUGGCACCUUUGAUCUGCCACCGGUUCCUCCACUCUUACUUCUACCUGCGGCACUGGCACCUGAAUCCCAUGAGCCGGGAGUUCCUGGAGCUGAACCAGCAGGAAGGCCAGGAUGCCCUCCAUUACUUUGAGACGAUGCAGAUGCCAAAUGCCUCUGAGGCCUCUGGCAGUGACACCUUCCAGCCCUUGCUGCUGAUCACCAUUAUCACUGUGCAGAGGCGGAAUGAUUUCCACUACGUCUUGCAAGUGGCCUCCCACUUCCACCGCCUCCUCCAGAAAUGUGGGGCGCGUUGUCAGAGCCACCGAAUGCUCCUCUGUAACGUGGAGUCAGACCCCAGCAGCCAUCAGGAUGUCAGGCUGCUGAGCAGACUCUUUCCUAUGGUCAGUCGUGACAGAACUGGAAAGAAUCCUGACCCCAGCCUGAACCAAUUUGAGAAGGAGAAGCAGGACUACGUCUUCUGCCUGGAGCAGUCACUGUUAGUGUACAACCCAGAGUACGUCCUCCUUGUGGAAGAUGAUGCUGUGCCAGAGGAGGAGAUAUUUUCUGUCUUGCAGCACCUCUUCUCGGCCCGGUUCUCCAAGCCCUACCUCAGAGAUGCUCUCUACUUCAAACUGUACCAUCCCGAGAGGCUCCAGCGCUACUUCAACCCUGAGCCCAUGAGGAUCCUGGAGUGGCUGGGCCUGGGCAUGUUCCUGGGGCCAGUGUUGAGCUGUGCAUACUGCUGGGCUGCGGGGCGGGCGGGCCCCAGCUGGUGCCUGGUGGCGUUCUUCGCCCUUUACAGCAUGGCCCUGUCAGAGCUGGUGGGACGGCACUACGGGCUGGAGCUGCGCCGCCUGCACCCGGCGCUCUACAACGUGGUGCCAGCCAGCGAGUGCUGCACGCCUGCCAUGCUCUUCCCCGCUGCCUCUGCCCGCCGGGCCUUGGGAUACCUGCGGGGGCUGCGCUGCCGCCGGGGCUUUGCCAAGGACACGGCCCUCUACUCGCUGCUGCGGGGCAAGGGCGAGAAUGCCUUCGUGGUGGAGCCCAACCUGGUGCGGCACGUGGGGAUGUACUCCAGCCUCCGACUGAACAGCGACCCAAAACUGCUGUGAGCUGCUCCUGCCUUGCCGCACAAACAACGCCCAGGGCACUCUACCAUGGGGCAGAGGGACAGUGUGCAAACUUGGAUUCUGUGCUGCUUGCACCUGACAUCCCGUCUCUCCACGUGGGCAAAGAAUAACUCUCUCUAAAAGCACAAGUUUUCUUAAAAAAUCAGCUUUUGUUCAUGGAGACCCUAUUUAAUACAAACUUGGAACUAAUCACCAUACACCACCUGGGAGGGGAGUGGAGGAUUCCAGCUCACUCUCCUUAGCCAUUUGCCAAAGAAAUGCUCUCACACCAACAUGAACAACUUUCCUGCCUACUCUCCUGGACAGUGGUUAAAAAAUCCUCACCUUAGGGCAGCAGAAAUGUUGGACAAAGUCAAUGUUUCAAAUUAGCUAAUGAGGAGCAGAAGGCCUUAUUUCCUCAUCCUUACUAAGGUCUCAUCUCUGACCUAUCUCUAUUCCAAAGCUGUGGUUUUGAGCAGACCCUUCAAAAGCAGAAGUGGUUUGCAGGAACUUUUCCACACAUUCUGCCUAGAUACUUCAGAGUUUUGAAGUCUCUUUAAUUACUGUCUCCUUAUCUGCACUUCCACCAUUCCCACUUCUUUUGCUUUGACCACAGGCUCUUAAAAACAAAACCUCUGCUGCUUCAUUAAAGGUUACCUCUCAGAGUAGGGAUAGGAAAACAGAAUCACAGCCACUGGUGUCACACAGAUGGGUCACAAAUGCACAUUUUCUUUGAUACACAACACACAUUGCACACAAUGAUUGCUGUGUUGGUUGGGAUCAUCACUUGUACUGGAUCCAUUUCAGGAGGACUUGUCAGCCACUGAGUGAACUUAGACAUUCAACAUGAAUUUACCUUGAUU